This is a messenger RNA of Perkinsus marinus ATCC 50983, 974 nucleotides long. RefSeq names its product aldo-keto reductase, putative. The transcript has 7 exons. NCBI's taxonomy places the organism in Eukaryota, Perkinsozoa, Perkinsida, Perkinsidae. The record is from RefSeq and is a predicted model, not a curated record. Gene Ontology annotation, molecular function: oxidoreductase activity. The coding region runs from base 30 to 974 and encodes 314 amino acids.
UUCACUACAGUGUAGUUUGCCGCACGAUAAUGAUGUUUCCGUUCGUAUACCACUGCAUCCUACCUACCAUUCUGUUUUAUAUCACUGCUACGUCACAGCGUCGUGUGUCGCGCGUUCGACUCUCCAGUGGGUACGACAUGCCCUUGUUGGGGUUGGGUCUGGGUCAUUACAAAAACGAGACUGAAGUGGAAGAGAUGGUCCUGAUGUUCUUGGAACUAGGCGGGAGGCACAUCGACACUGCGAUAGUGUACGAAAAUCAAGGUGCUGUCGGCAGAGCUGUGAAGAAAUCUGGAAUACCACGGGAAGAAGUCUUCAUCACAUCGAAGAUACCUCCACAAAGAAUGGGCUACGACUCAACGUUCAAGGCUAUCCUGGAGAUUGUCGAGGAGAUUGAUCUCGGCUAUAUUGAUAUGAUACUCAUUCAUUGGCCCUCGCUGUUGGAGACGACGUUGCCAUGUACAACCAACGAUGGCAGCUGGAAGCAUUGUAGACUUGGUUCCUGGGCUGCUAUGGAACAAAUGGUACAUGCCGGCUUGGUCAGAAGCAUUGGCGUCAGCAACUUUGGAACUCGUCAUUUGGAAGAGCUUAGACCUUUCGCUUCACUAUGGCCACCAGCGACCAAUCAGUUUGAGGUUCACCCUUUGCUGCCCGAAAAUGACCUCGUCAGCUAUUGCCGAGCAAACGGUAUAGCUGUUACGGCCUACGGCUCGUUAGGGGGACCACAGCGAGCGAAAGAGUUCACCAACUCGAGUGUUCUGCGUGCAAUUGGUGAACGAUACAACAAAACUCCAGCACAGGUGCUCUUGCGCUGGGCUCUGCAGCAGCAAUUCGCUAUCAUACCGAUGAGUCGGAAGAGAAGUCGAAUGAUCGAGAACUUGGACGUCCUUGAUUUCAUUCUGAGUAGAGACGACUACCACUCAAUAGCUGAAUUUGUGAUUNNNNUAUCGAGCAUCAAAUCUCGGUUCAAAAAAUAA